Molecule: messenger RNA, 994 nt
Organism: Didymella exigua CBS 183.55
Lineage: Eukaryota; Fungi; Ascomycota; Dothideomycetes; Pleosporales; Didymellaceae
Product: peroxisomal d3,d2-enoyl-CoA isomerase
Exons: 4
Coding region: 111-950 (279 amino acids)
Biological process (GO): fatty acid beta-oxidation
Cellular component (GO): peroxisomal matrix
Source: RefSeq, a predicted model, not a curated record
UCAACGUCUUGAAAUUCGUGGGCUUACGAAGAGAAUUCAUUACAAAGGACUACGCGAAACGUGAUCGGGAGGACAUAGUGACAAACAACUUCAGCACAACGACCGCUAUCAUGGCCAGAACAUACUCCGACAUCAAGUUGGAGAUCAAGGGUCAGAUCGGAAUUAUCAAGUUCAACCGCCCCAAGGCCCUGAACUCCUUCGGUGGCAACCUGAUUGAGAACACUAUCUCAGCGAUCCGGACUCUCAAUGAGCACCCAGACACGAUCUUCACCGUACUGACCGGCGAAGGUCGAUUCUUCAGCGCUGGUGCAGAUGUUAAAGCAUCCACUGAGCGACAUGCAAUGGACACCGAAACAGAUCUUGCGUCUACGAAGCUAAAGUUCGUUGGGAGAUUCGGACCUGCUCAAGAGCUUCUCCGCUCCAUGAUCGAUCACAAGAAAGUUCUGAUCCUCGCCCUUAACGGCCCUGCCGUCGGUGGUGGCGCAGCCUGGUUUCCUGGAAUUGCCGACAUUGUCCUUGCCUCAUCUACAGCAUGGCUGCAAUGCCCCUUCAGCGCUCUCGGUCUCGUGCCGGAAUAUGGCUCCGCGUUCUCCUUCGCGCAGUCCAUCGGCAUCCACCGCACAAACGACUUCCUUAUGUUCGGCCGCAAACUAACACCGAAGGAGCUGCUUGAUGCUGGACUGUACAAUUAUGUGUGGGAAGAGACGGGCGAUGCUUUCCAGGCAAAGGUGGUCAAGUUUUUGGAAGAUCAGUUGGCGGUCAAUGACGGAAAGAGCAUGUGUGAGAUGAAGAGACUGCAGAAUGACCCUAUUCGAGAUGCUAGACUUCUCGCUGUGGUCAGGUCGACCGAUGCAUUGGCCGAGAGGUUCGUGGAGGGUGCGCCGAGGAAGAGGUUUGAGGCGAAGAAGAAGGAGUUGGAUGAGAAGACAGCUACGAGGUCAAAGAUUUGAGAAUGUAAUUUUCUUCAUGUAUUAAAGAUUCGAAUACUCUUAUU